Diachasma alloeum is the source of this 3154-nucleotide messenger RNA. Its product is annotated as F-box/LRR-repeat protein 14. Gene Ontology annotation, biological process: SCF-dependent proteasomal ubiquitin-dependent protein catabolic process. Gene Ontology annotation, cellular component: SCF ubiquitin ligase complex. Gene Ontology annotation, molecular function: protein binding. The transcript has 6 exons. Lineage: Eukaryota; Metazoa; Arthropoda; Insecta; Hymenoptera; Braconidae. The record is from RefSeq and is a predicted model, not a curated record. The coding region runs from base 53 to 2218 and encodes 721 amino acids.
UAAUGUGACAUCUCUCUCACUCCGAGUUGUCACUGUCUCCAGUCAUUGGGACAUGUUUUCAAUAAGUGGCAGUCUUCGGCCAACAGCUGAGGACGCAAUGGCAGUCAGUGAAAAUAACGACGUAAUGGACAUGUCGGACAGUGACAAUCCGCAGUUACCAAUCGAGGUAAUAAUGCACAUAAUGUCGUACCUCUCGGUGUCGGAUCGAAUAUCCGCUGGGCGCGUGUGUAGGCACUGGCACGAGGCAUCUGUCAGCGCCAAAUUUGUUAAUCGUCAGGCGCUUCUCAUCAGUCGUGAGGAGGAUAAUCUACAGAAUGUCAUGAAUACGUUAUCCGUAUCCAAUAGACCAUUUUAUCAUUUUAUCUUCAAGGAGAUUGAAGUGAAAGCUUCAUUACCCAUUUGGAGUAGAUUUGGGCCUAUUAUGCGCAGUUUGAUUAUGGUAUGUUGCGACUUGAGUGAGAGAACUCUCGUCCACAUCCUGAAAUCCUGCACGAACCUGCAGACAAUCCACAUAAACGCCUGUCGAGAGUGUCUAAUGUCCGGUCGUCUCCUGGACGACGAAAAUGACGUAAAAGAAAUUUCGAACAACCUGAAGUCCCUGGUGGAGCUGAGCCUGGCCUCCAACAGGUACCUCAGUGACGCCCUGUUCAACCGCCUGAUCUCGAUCUGCCCGAACUUGGAGUCGCUGAGCCUCACAGACUGCCAGAUCUCGUUUCACUCCGGCCUCUACAAGAAGUUCUACCCCGCGAGGAGCUCCCUCGAUCAGGCCUCCGAGUCGGUCCUCACGUUCUUCAACGUCCUGGAGUACAUAAAGAAGCAAGCGAAGAGACUGAAGCACCUGAGCCUGGGUCGCACCCUGAUAGACAGCACAGCGCUGAGCACCCUGGCCACCGUCGACGGCCUCCAGCUCCUCUCGCUCAAGCUCAGGUCCUGCGAUCAGCUGUCGAACUCUGGUCUCCGGACCCUGGUCCACCAGAGAAGCCUGAAGGUCCUGGACCUGAGCUUCUGUACUCGCGUGACCGACGCAAGUCUCCUCUGCAUUUGCCAGAACCUCGAGAACCUGGAGACACUCAACAUCAGGAGAUGUCGAGCUGUCACCAACUACGGAAUCUGCCAGAUCAGGUGCCUGAAGAGGCUGAAGGAGCUGGACAUCUCCGAGUGCGAUCAGCUGACCAGUGGCUGCAUCACUCAGGGCCUCUGCAAGCCCAACCGGCUAGGUGGGCCCAACGACGAGGAGCAGGUCUGGGAGUCCGAGAACAUCAAUCCGAAUUCGGCCCAGAAUCACCUGGUGAUGGGGCAGGAUUCGUUCAAUGAGAAUCUCGAGAUUCUGUCGGCGAACGCCUUGAAUCUCGAUGAAAAGGCCAUUGAGUGCAUUGCUGCCAGUUUCAAACAGCUCAAGUCCCUGGACAUUGGGUAUUGCUUCAGUGCAGUCACUGAUAAGACGGUUCAGAAGAUCUUCAAGGAACUGACGGCCAUCAGGAAAUUGAGGAUCAGCAGGUGCGACAAGGUCAGCGACGCCGGACUGACGGGAAUGGGGGCGGGGGCUAGGGACCAUCUGGUUCUGCCUGAGUGCUCGGCUGAGGUCAGCAGGAUACAGGAGAUCGCGGGGGCCAAGUUGAGGAUCAGUCUGGGCUCCAGGGCGGAGGAGGAGAUCGUGAGGGACGCCAACAGGAAGCGGGAGGUCAUGGAGAUGUGCGAGGACACUGGCUCCAGUUUGGACUUUGAUAUCGCACCUGGGUACUCAUUAUUGAGACUGAGGGGGCUCAGGGAACUCGACCUUGCGGGGUGCAAUAGGGUCACUGAUGUCAGUCUCAAGCAUGCGUUUACGUUUCUCGAGUUGAGGGUGCUUGACCUGAGCAUGUGCCAGCAGAUAACACACGUGGGGCUGGAUCACCUGACGAGGAACAACAGAGCCAUUGAGGAUCUGAAUUUAUCGCAGUGUCACAAUGUCACGGAUGUGGGGAUUCAGUAUGUUGUGGAGAGGCUGCAUAGACUGAAGCGUCUGCAUCUUCAGAGCUGUUCUCAACUGACUGACCACUCUCUAGACGCGAUAAAGCUCAACUGCAAGUCUCUCCAAUAUCUAGACGCUCGCUCCUGCCGAGGUAUCUCCUCCGUCGGCAUCGAGAGCCUCGUCCACCUGUUCCACGUCAAAUACUCGGAUCAAUCGGAAAUUCUGGGCCCCCGAGACGCACCCACCCCUCCUCUACUGCGCAGAUAAUCCUUCGCUUGGAUUUUCACGUUGAAAUUGCGCAUCAGAGAGCAUUAACAACAAUCGGGGAAACAUGGAUCAAUCAAAUAAAAUUGUGUCAUUACUUAUCAACUGUAUUUACACAUAAAUUUACCAUUGUUGACAUUUUUUACAUAUUUUUACGUCAGUAUUCACCAAUUACUGUAUUUAGAAGUCGUUAUUUAGGUCUAAUAUUUCUUCUCUUUCCAUUCUGCUUCUGACAUUUUUAGAGAAUCACGUAAAAAUUGAAAGUUUAAAUACAACAAUUUGCGAGUAGUUGGUAUCCAAUGAAAAACUGAAGUACAGAAUGGAUUUUAUAAAAAUUUCAAUCCCAAUGAGAACAAAAUCCGUAUAUUAUUUUUACAGUGUUAAUAAAUUCAGUUUCUAAAAUCUAAUACAUUGAAAAUGUGAUGAUAAAUAUCGACUAAUUAUGCAAAAUGUUCGAGCCAUUCUCGAUCAAAUAAUAAUUUACACUCGAGGGGUUCAGGACAUGAUGCAGUCGAACAAUUAAAAAUAACGAAAUUUCAGGUGAAAUUUUUUUUCAAAUGAUUUUUCGACUUAAAAGCUGCAGGUCUGGACGUAAAAAAGUACCAAAGAGUUGUUAUAAUUUUUCAACGCUAUUUUCAUUAUUAUUUAAUAUACUCUAUAUUUCAUUUAUUUAUUUCAAUCACCUCCUGAACUCAUGACAAUUAACGUAUUUAAUUCUUUAUGUUCGUUAAAAUAAUUCCAAACAGCAGACUUAAUCCUAAGUUAUCGUGGAAAAAAGAUACCAUAAUGAGAUAUAGCACCAUAACGAGGAUAAACGUGAAUUCUAAUAGGUAAUAGAAUAAUUCCAAUCGAUAAUAUAAAUUAUGAAUUCUCAGUUUGGUUGAUGCUGUAUUCACACUUAAUCCCGAAUGAAAAAUAUAUUUUUCUUACUAAAAACAU